AUGCCAGGUGAGAACAAGCGUGUGAAACCGAGCAGUGUUUGCAUGGGGCCUUCCCUGCAAUGGUACACCCGAGCUCAAAACAAGAUGAGAAGACCCAGCUUACUGUUAAAAGGCAUCCUCAAGUGUACAUUGCUUGUGUUUGGAGUGUGGAUCCUUUAUAUCCUCAAGUUAAAUUAUACUACUGAAGAAUGUGACAUGAAAAAAAAGCAUUAUGUGGACCCUGACCGCAUAAAGAGAGCCCAGAAAUAUGCUCAGCAAGUUCUGCAGAAGGAGUGUCGGCCCAAGUUUGCGAAGUCGUCCAUGGCACAGUUGUUUGAGCACAGGUAUAGCAUGGACCUGCUGCCUUUUGUGCAGAAGGCCCCCAGCGCGAGUGAAGCCGAGUACAAGUAUGAUCCUCCUUUUGGGUUCCGGAAAUUCUCCAGUAAGAUCCAGACCCUCUUGGAACUGUUGCCAGAGCAUGAUUUUCCUGAGCACUUGAAAGCCAAGAGCUGUCUGCGCUGUGUGGUGAUCGGAAGUGGCGGGAUCCUACAUGGACUAGAGCUGGGCCAGGCCCUGAACCAGUUCGAUGUUGUGAUAAGGUUAAACAGUGCGCCAGUUGAGGGAUAUUCAGAGCAUGUUGGAAACAAAACUACUAUAAGGAUGACUUAUCCAGAGGGUGCACCACUGUCUGACCUUGAAUAUUAUUCCAAUGACUUGUUUGUUGCUGUUUUAUUUAAGAGUGUGGACUUCAACUGGCUUCAAGCAAUGGUAAAACAUGAAACCCUGCCAUUUUGGGUGCGACUCUUCUUUUGGAAGCAGGUGGCAGAAAAAAUCCCGCUGCAGCCAAAACAUUUCAGGAUUUUGAACCCAGUUAUUAUCAAAGAGACUGCUUUUGACAUCCUUCAAUACUCAGAGCCUCAGUCAAGGUUCUGGGGCCGAGAUAAGAAUGUCCCCACAAUUGGUGUCAUUGCCGUUGUCUUAGCCACACAUCUGUGCGAUGAAGUCAGCUUGGCGGGUUUUGGCUAUGACCUCAAUCAGCCCAGAACACCUCUGCACUACUUCGACAAUCAGUGCAUGGCGGCCAUGAACUUGCAGACCAUGCAUAACGUGACCACGGAGACCAAGUUCCUCCUCAGGCUGGUGAAAGAAGGAGUGGUGAAGGAUCUCAGUGGAGGCAUCCAUUGUGAAUUUUGAACCCAGAAACCCUCACUGGAAAAUGCAACUCAGACUCAAGGGCUGUUUUCAAUAGCCUGCUCGACGCAUUUCAUCCUGCAGAGUCUUUAAAGUGCAGCUGGCGUUUUGAACUUUAAUUUAAAAACAAAACUAAAAAAGAGUUUAGCUCUGUCUCACUUGUUUUUCUAUUUAUUUGAGGUCAGUGUUUGUUUUUGCACAUUUUUUAAGUUAAUCUUGAGAACUGAAUUGGAAAGACUUCUCAAAGAGAAUUUUAUGUAAUGAUGGUGUACUGAAUUUUAAGGAAGUAAUUUAAUUUCUAAAAACUCUGUCCCUGUAUACUGCACAUCGAAUGCAGGUAGUUCAUUGGAAGGAGAGGGGAGAUCACUGUGAUGAUGGCCCUGAGUCCCUGAUUCUGGUUCUCUGCUGCUGUCUUUGGUGGCACCAGUGGAAGAGGCACUUUCAAGAAGACGUGCUCCGUAGCUAAACCACUGAUGUGAGGUCAGCGACAGCUGCGUGAGGCCUAGGCUGGUGAGAGGCGUUUCCCAGCCCCUCCCUGUUGGUCUGCUGGAAAACUCACGGGGACCAACCAGGGAGCCGUCACGGAGGGACACAGAAGACAGUCUGUGACCUCCAACUACUGUGAAGCCUCCCCGGGCUGCAGAAGCCACAGUCUUCCCAGCAAGCACCCCAACUCUUGAAUUUCUUGAGAAUUUUUGUACUGCCUUUCCGAAGCACUUAAAUGUUGUCUAACAUGUCUGUCUGAGGUGGCUUAUAAAAAUAAGGACAAAACCUCCAGGGUCAUGGGGAAGUAUACCCUUUCCAGGCAUAACCACAUUUUUGGAAACACUGAAAUGAAGUCCUCUCGGUGUUAUAAAUUGCCUUUUAAAAAAAAAAAAAGUUUUUGGCUGCCCACCCGGCAACGUAUACCAGGCUAUGUGCUGGUUAGAAAAAUAAAAAUAAAAGCUUAUGAGAAGCUGUCA
Carlito syrichta (Philippine tarsier) is the source of this 2132-nucleotide messenger RNA. It is a transcript of the gene ST3GAL5, whose product is annotated as ST3 beta-galactoside alpha-2,3-sialyltransferase 5. The coding region runs from base 1 to 1173 and encodes 390 amino acids. The transcript has 6 exons. The record is from RefSeq and is a predicted model, not a curated record. NCBI's taxonomy places the organism in Eukaryota, Metazoa, Chordata, Mammalia, Primates, Tarsiidae. Gene Ontology annotation, molecular function: lactosylceramide alpha-2,3-sialyltransferase activity.